Messenger RNA from Gloeophyllum trabeum ATCC 11539, 665 nucleotides. RefSeq lists its product as uncharacterized. The record is from RefSeq and is a predicted model, not a curated record. NCBI's taxonomy places the organism in Eukaryota, Fungi, Basidiomycota, Agaricomycetes, Gloeophyllales, Gloeophyllaceae. The transcript has 2 exons. Bases 58 to 324 code for a protein of 88 amino acids.
CCCCAACGAACUCAUACACUACCAAUCAAUACCCUAACGACCAAGUCAACUCACGACAUGCACUUCCGCACCCUUCUCCCCGCGCUCCUCCUCGCUGCCCUCUCCCCCGCGCUCGCCAACCCCUUCGUCACACGCCAGGACACCUGCGAGUGCCAGUCGCCCACCGGGUGCCCGGGCUACUGCCAGGACACCGAGGGCAUCGGCGCAGCAUGCUUCAAUAACUGCGGGAAUGGCAUCGCAAUUGCGUGCGGUGCGUGCCAGGGAAAGACAGGCGCAUGCUUUGUGGACGCUACCGGAGACGAGUGCUGGUUGAUGUACCCGUGAGGUCGAGGGGUUAGCGCGGAGAUUUCACGAAAAGGGAAAUGAACCUGAUGAGGCAUUCUCGGGCGUGCAGGGUCUCGGUUUUAUCGUUGUUGGGGCUAUCGGCGAACGAGCGUAUGUGCAGCGUGAGAUCCCGCGAUAAUGCAUCAUGGUCUACUCUUCCAAUUAAACCGUCGUCUAAUCCUUUCUGGAGCGCGAACUGCUGUCGCGACCCUCCUGCCCAUCCUUGCGUCGUCUGUGUCAACUAGCCUCUUAAUGUGUCGAGCGAAUCUUCUCGAGUGUGGGCAACAUCCCGUGUAGGUCAGUCUCUUGCUGCUUGCUGCUGCACACAUAUCGAAAUUGAC